AUGGGUUUCGGCGCGAUUAGAUCGAUUCUCCGACCACUGUCGAGAACCCUAGUUUCUCGUGUCGCCGCUAGCCGCUCCUCCACGCCGUUUCCGGCGGCGAUUCCUUCUGCGAAGCCCGAGUUAUGCUCCUUCUUGAGUGGAUCGAGGUUACCAUGGGUUCCAAUGGUUAACCAUUUUUACAGCUUGAGCUUGACUGAUACUCGUCUCCCGAAGAGACGGCCAAUGAGUCAUCCCAAGAAGAAAAGAUUCAAACUCAAACCUCCAGGGCCUUAUGCAUAUGUUCAGUAUACUCCUGGCGAGCCAAUUGCUUCGAACAAUCCUAACAAGGGUAGUCUCAAAAGAAGGAAUGCCAAGAAGCGUAUAGGGCAACGACGUGCCUUUAUACUGUCAGAGAAAAAGAAGAGGCAAGCGCUGGUGCAAGAGGCGAAAAGGAAGAAGAGAAUCAAAGAAGUGGAACGUAAGAUGGCUAAAGUCGCAAGGGAGCGAGCUUGGGAGGAAAGGCUGGCUGAGCUUCAGCGACUUGAAGAAGAGAAGAAGAAAUCAAUGUCUUCUUGA
Molecule: messenger RNA, 555 nt
Organism: Eruca vesicaria subsp. sativa (arugula)
Lineage: Eukaryota; Viridiplantae; Streptophyta; Magnoliopsida; Brassicales; Brassicaceae
Source: the annotation of a GenBank genome assembly